UUUCCAUUUAAACCAUCUUACCCAUUUUUACGUGGUUAAUUUUUAACAUACACACACACACACACACAUACACACAUAUUAGAAUGUUCAUUAAAUCAAACAAAAAAAAAUUAAAAAUAAAUUAACAUCAAUGAUGUGAUAACAAAAAUUAACUAAGAAGAAACUUCAGAAGACAAAAAUUGUUCAAAUAUUAAUAAUGGCGGUAACAACGAGUUGCGAAGAAACCAACAUGGUUGUACCAUUUCACAAAGGUUUAUCCGAAUGGUGGAGUGAAGAAACGGAAUAUGUUUUUCAAAGAAUCGAAAGAUGGGCAGCUUUUGCAAGAGGAUACAAUCGAUUAAGAUCCGAAAGAUUAUCAAAGGGUCGUUUAACGAUGAAUGAGGAACAUAAUUCAAGAUGGAGUAUAUCAUCGAAUAAAUUAAUCAUCGAAGAAGAAACAUCAUGGAAUCCAUCGUUUCAUAAACUUAAAAGAAGUCGUCGUAGAUCACGUCAAGAAGAGGAAAUGAAAAUCAAUCAUUUUCGUGACAGUGUUUUUGGUUAUCGUUCUAAUGAUAAUUUGGAUAGCACUUGUUUAGAAACUUAUAGAUACGAUCAUAGUAUUUAUUUCAAAACUAUCGGUGAAAUUAGAAAUAAUAAGAAAAAUUCAACAACAAUUAAUAACAAUGAUGAUAAUAAUGACGAUGAUUCGAAAGAAAAUGUGUCUUUAGAUUGUGAAGAUGAAGACAUUGAAAUUGAAGUUGAUCAUGAAGUUGAAGAAACUGAUGAAGUUGUUGAUAUUGAAGAUGAAAUUGAAGAAAUUGAUGAUGAAGUUGAAGAUAUUGAAGAUGAAGUUGAUCAAACAACAUUUGUUUACGAUUCAAUUGAUGAACAAUUUUAUCUUGAAAAUGAUCACACGAGAAAUAAUGAAUUUGAAUCAAACAAAAGUGAUGUUGGUGUAUGGCCAAUAGUAGAUUUGUCAAAACUCGAUUUAAAUUCAAAAAUGUCGGAUGAGUCAUCGAACGAUAAAAAGAAUGAAGUUGAAUGGACGAUUGAGACUAAUAAUAAUAAUAAUAAUAAUAAUAAUAAUAAUUAUAUGAGAAAGGAAAAUAUGGAAAGUAAAAUGGAUUAUUAUCAGAAUGAAAAAAGGUUCAAUUAUGAAUCGAAACAAGAUGAAUUGAAAAAGGAUGAAGGUGAUGAAGAUACAACUAAAGGAAUUUUUACUUUCAAGAUGAUUAAACAUCGACCUUCGAGAAUGAUCAAAAGAUCUACUGUUUGUGGUGAUAAUAAUGUCAUUUGGCCAGGAAUACUUUUAAAUUAUACAAGAAAUGUUGAUAUUCAAUCAACAGAAUCACCACAUCACCACCACCAUCAUCAUCAUCAUCAUCAUUACUAUUCUAAUAAUUUCAAAUGAAUAUUAUUUGAAUU
This is a messenger RNA of Polistes dominula (European paper wasp), 1404 nucleotides long. RefSeq lists its product as uncharacterized. The record is from RefSeq and is a predicted model, not a curated record. NCBI's taxonomy places the organism in Eukaryota, Metazoa, Arthropoda, Insecta, Hymenoptera, Vespidae.